UGGUUAGCAUCGUUGGCAUCCUGAAGGAAACCAGACCAAUCGUGUCCAGCCCACGUGAACCUUGGGAAGUUGGCCCCGUGUAACCGCAUCCUCCAUCCAAUUUUCCGUCUGAUCGGUCCACUAUCCACGGGUGGACAUCAUGGUGGCCAGACGAAACAAGACCUACGCCACGGGCGAGGCCUCCAACUUCAUGACCCGUAAACAUGCCAUGCGCAAACUGCAACUCAAUCUCAAGGAUUUCCGUCGCUUAUGCAUCUUGAAAGGCAUUCAUCCCCGUGAGCCUCGGAAUCGGAAACGGGCUCAGAAGGGCGACAUGACCAAGGUGCAAACCCUGUUCCACGAAAAAGAUAUCCGAUUCUUGCUCCACGAACCCAUCGUGUGGAAGUUCCGAGACUUCAAAGUCUUUGUCCGCAAGUUGAAGAAGGCCACGGCCAAGGGCAACUUUGACGCCGUAGCCCGUCUCAAGGAUAACACGCCCAAAUACAACCUGGACCAUAUCGUCAAGGAGCGCUAUCCCACUUUCAUCGACGCCAUCCGCGAUCUCGAGGAUUGCCUGUGUUUGUGCGCUCUGUACGCCACUUUCCCCAAAAACGCCCGCUUGCCCGUGGAGAUGAUCACGCUGUGUCGCCGAUUGAUGAUCGAGUUCAUGCAUUACGUCAUCGAGGCCAAGGCCUUGCGAAAGGUCUUCGUGUCCAUCAAAGGCUACUACUAUCAGGUCGAGAUCAUGGGCCAGACCAUCACUUGGAUUGUGCCGCACAGUUUUGCCUAUGCCAAGCCCGAGAAUGUGGACCUCAAGCUCAUGGCCAUCUUUGUCGAGUUCUACACCACUAUGUUGGGCUUCGUCAACUAUCGGUUGUAUCACAAGCUCAAUUUGCAGUACCCGCCCAGUUUGGCCGGUUAUGGACAGACCAUGAGUCACGCCGACGAUCAGGAUGCCUUGGGCGAGGAAUUGAGCGAUCGCAUCACGGCCUUGAACCGAUCGUUGGUUCGCACCGUCACGCACACCGAAGAGGAAGACACGCCCAUGGAUGAUAUCCCCAUGGCGGAGGACGACGGUAUGAUGGAAGAGAUCAAGCGCAAAGCGGAGCAGCUCAAGCACCUCACCCACCUCUUCGCCGGCAUGAAGGUGUUCCUGGGUCGUGAGGUCCCGCGUGAGCCCUUGGUAUUCAUGAUUCGGGCCUUGGGCGGUGAGGUCUCUUGGGAUGCCACGGCCGCCCCCGGGUCCACUUUCGGUGAAAGUGAACCCAGCGUCACGCAUCAAAUUUCCGAUCGACCCAAGGAGUCGCUCCAGAUGAGCUAUCUCCAACGGGUUUACGUUCAACCCCAGUGGAUUUUUGAUAGCAUCAACCAAGGCCAAUUGUUGCCCGUGCAAACGUAUUUCGUGGGCGAGGUCCUCCCACCGCAUUUGAGCCCCUUUAUCGCGGAUCGACGCGUGGGCGACUACAUUCCGCCGGAAGAGAAAGAGUUGCUGGGAUUGGCCGAACCCGCCAAAGCCAAAAAGGCGGAAGAGCAGGAGAAGGAAGAAGACGAUUCCGAAGACGAGGAAGAGGACGAUGAGGAGGAGGAGGAGGGAGACGAAGAGGAGUCUGAAGAAGAAGGCGCUCCGAGCAAGAUGAAGGUGGAAUUGGGUAAACCCGAGGUCGUCGACAAAGAGAAGGCCAAGAAAAUGAUGGAAGACGAAGAGUUCAAACUCCGCACCAUGAUGAUCAAGAAGAAACACAAGGGAUUGUAUCGGUCCAUGAUGAAAUCUCGCAAGAGACGGGUCCACGAGACCAAGCAAUUGGAAUGGAAGCGAAAGGAAUUUGAGAACAAACAGAAUCAAGCCGGACAUAAAUCAGCCGAGCCCAAAGGCCCUAAAGCUGUGGGUGGAAAGGCCAAAAAGGCCCAGAAGUAGAAGACCCCAUUUCUUACAAUUCCUUCUCAACUUGUUAUUCGUCCAGAAUGUGAAUUAAUGAUGACAAUAUAGUAAUAACAACACUAGUA
Messenger RNA from Tigriopus californicus, 1983 nucleotides. Its product is annotated as pescadillo homolog. The record is from RefSeq and is a predicted model, not a curated record. Bases 140 to 1894 code for a protein of 584 amino acids. Gene Ontology annotation, molecular function: RNA binding. Gene Ontology annotation, cellular component: nucleolus; PeBoW complex. NCBI's taxonomy places the organism in Eukaryota, Metazoa, Arthropoda, Copepoda, Harpacticoida, Harpacticidae. The transcript has 2 exons. Gene Ontology annotation, biological process: maturation of LSU-rRNA from tricistronic rRNA transcript (SSU-rRNA, 5.8S rRNA, LSU-rRNA); ribosome biogenesis.